Camellia sinensis is the source of this 1146-nucleotide messenger RNA. RefSeq names its product tropinone reductase homolog. The record is from RefSeq and is a predicted model, not a curated record. Gene Ontology annotation, molecular function: oxidoreductase activity. NCBI's taxonomy places the organism in Eukaryota, Viridiplantae, Streptophyta, Magnoliopsida, Ericales, Theaceae.
AUGGUCUAUUAUAUAUGUCAGUAACUUUUAACUUCAAAGCAAUUCAGUAGCAGGAAGGAAGAAGACAGACAAACAUGGCUCAACCAGAGAUCACCGGUGGCGAGAGGUGGUCUGUCAAGGGAAUGACUGCCCUGGUCACUGGUGGUACUCGCGGCAUAGGGCAUGCCAUAGUAGAAGAACUAGCACAAUUUGGCGCAGCUGUUCAUACAUGUGCACGUAAACAGGCCGAGCUAGAUGAAUGCUUACUAAAAUGGAAAGGCAAGGGCUUUAAGGUUACAGGAUCUGUAUGUGAUGUGUUAUCGCGAUCCCAACGUGAGAAUCUGAUGGAAAAUGUCUCCUCCAUCUUUGCCGGAAAGCUUAACAUCCUUAAGGACUUUCUAAAUAGUUUCGGCGAACUUGACAAGGAUAGCACUCUCUCUCUGACAAGAACCAAAAAAUGGGUUAACAAUGCUGGAACAUCAAUAGCAAAAGAAGCAGCAGAAUUCACUGUUGAAGAUUACAACAUUGUGAUGGGUACCAAUUUUGAGGCUUCUUAUCAUCUAUGUCAACUUGCACAUCCCCUCUUGAAGGCAUCAGGAAAGGGAAGCAUUGUGUUCAACUCUUCUGUUGCUGGUGUGAUCAGUCUGCCACGAAUUUCUAUCUAUGCAGCUUCUAAAGGAGCAAUGAAUCAACUCACAAAAAACUUGGCUUGCGAGUGGGCAAAGGACAACAUUCGAGUUAACACAAUAGCGCCGGGCCUCAUCAAAACCUCACUUGUUGAUGCCGUGCAGCAAAAUCCUCUUGAUUUGGAAUGGACAAAUGGCGUAGUAUCUCGUACUCCUAUCGGCCGAGCUGGAGAGGCUAAUGAGGUUUCACCACUAGUAGCAUUCCUUUGCUUCCCUGCUGCUUCAUAUAUCACCGGUCAGGUCAUUUGCGUUGAUGGUGGAUUUACUGUAAAUGGGUUUCAGCGCUAGUUAUACUACAUGAAUUCAGGAAUGGAUAUCGGGUGCGAAUACCGGUUCAAAUGUCUUAUCUUUUUAAGUUUAAAUAUUAAGGUAUUUGCAUAUGCAUCUAAUAGUUGGUAUGAAUACAGAGACUUGAUUUACUAUCAAUGUCAGCAUCUUUUUCAAAUAUCAAAUAAAAUUAGAGGGAUUCAACUUCAAGAGU